UCUCUCAGUUGGGAAUCGACUGCCUGAGAAGACGAACGUUUUUUUUCUGUGUGCGUGAUUAGUUGUAAAAUUGAUCUGUUGCUGUCUUAUCUGUGGGAUUUUUAUUUACGCCGCCCCGAAUGGAUCUACCAUUAGAGUGGUUAAUCGCGCUGUUGGUCGGUGUUUUCGGUAUCAAUUAUCUUCUCGUUCGGCGGAAUUUGAAAUACGGCCAUCAAUGGCCGGGACCACCAGCAUUCCCGCUCAUCGGUUGCUAUUAUCUCUAUUUCAACAAGAGUCCAGAAGAUGUGCUCGCCUUUGUACACGGGCUGAAGGCCAAGUACGGGAAGUUGUUCUGUGUUUGGAUUGGCACUCGUUUGGCUCUGUUCUGCACUAACACCCGAGACUCGGAAACGGUUCUCAGCAGCCCGAAGUUGAUUCGCAAAAGUGAAUUGUACAAAUUUCUGGUUCCAUGGUUGGGAAAUGGAUUGUUGUUAAGCACUGACCAAAAGUGGUUCAACAAACGGAAGAUCAUUACGCCGGCGUUUCAUUUCAAAAUUCUGGAACAGUUCAUCGAAGUGUUCAAUCGUCAGAGUAGUAUCCUGGUGCGAAAAUUGAGACCGGAAGCUAAUGGGCAGCUGGUGAACAUUUAUCCGUACGUUACUCUAGCGGCUUUGGAUAUAAUUUGUGAAACUGCCAUGGGAACUGCGAUCAAUGCACAAACGGAUGCUGAAUCUAAAUACGUCAAAGCCGUCACCGAGUUAAGUUAUCUGCUGGCGGGUCGUUUCGUAAAAGUGUGGCAAAGAUCGGAUUUCCUAUUCAAUCUAUCACCAGACAAGAGACGACAAGACAAAGUGAUCAAGGUUCUGCACAAUUUUACAGCAAAUAUUAUACGAUCCCGUAGACAAGAGCUAAUUGCCCAUGGAGAAGCAGGAAUAAUUGGUGAUGACAGCAUUGGAAGUAAGAAAAAGAUGGCAUUCCUGGACGUUCUGCUACAGGCCACCGUCGAUGGUCGCCCACUGACCGAUAAAGAAAUUCAGGAAGAAGUGGAUACGUUUACGUUUGAAGGUCACGACACGACAACCAUUGCGAUAUCGUUCACUCUUUUGUUACUUGCACGGCACCAGGAUGUUCAAGAUAAGGUAUAUAAGGAAAUUACCGAAAUAAUGGGAACAGACCUUGAUGCUUCGGCCACCUAUCGGAACCUGCAGGAUAUGAAAUAUUUGGAAAUGGUCAUCAAAGAGUCACUUCGUCUGUAUCCGCCAGUCCCAAUAAUUGGAAGAAAGUUUACUGAUAAGACCGAAAUAAAUGGAAAAACUGUGCCGGAAAAUUCUAACUUCAAUCUCGGUAUUAUCCUUAUGCAUCGUGAUCCAACGUUGUUCGAAAGCCCGGAAAAGUUUGAUCCAGAACGAUUCAACCCGGAAAGGACAAUGGAACAAACUUCGCCCUAUGCGUACAUUCCUUUCAGUGCAGGACCAAGAAAUUGUAUUGGUCAGAAGUUUGCAAUGUUGGAGCUUAAGAGUACUCUUUCGAAGGUGAUUCGACAUUAUCGGCUCACCGUGGCCGGCCCUGAACCCAAACUGGUUGUUCAGCUUACGUUGAAGCCCAAGGAUGGUUUGGAGAUUGGAUUUGUUCCACGUGUCUAGGAUUAACUUCCGGCUGUGUAAAAAAUUGAACAUUAGAGAUUUAUUUUUCAAGAACAACAGUGUGAUAUCUAAAAGAAGCUACGUUAUUUAAGUUGAUAACUUAAAAAGAACACGAAACGACUGAUAAGUGCAAUUACAAUCCAAAUUGAUAGUACUACUUAAUAAUUUUAUUUACGUUGCAGUUUAUCUUAUUACUCAACAUAAUCACAGAAUAAAAUCGCUUCAAAAAUAUGCAAAUU
Messenger RNA from Malaya genurostris, 1861 nucleotides. RefSeq names its product cytochrome P450 4d2-like. The coding region runs from base 120 to 1622 and encodes 500 amino acids. The transcript has 5 exons. Gene Ontology annotation, molecular function: monooxygenase activity; iron ion binding; oxidoreductase activity, acting on paired donors, with incorporation or reduction of molecular oxygen. Lineage: Eukaryota; Metazoa; Arthropoda; Insecta; Diptera; Culicidae. The record is from RefSeq and is a predicted model, not a curated record.